Messenger RNA from Penicillium malachiteum, 2172 nucleotides. RefSeq names its product tryptophan synthase TRP5 (gene trpB). Gene Ontology annotation, cellular component: cytoplasm. Bases 1 to 2172 code for a protein of 723 amino acids. Gene Ontology annotation, biological process: L-tryptophan biosynthetic process. NCBI's taxonomy places the organism in Eukaryota, Fungi, Ascomycota, Eurotiomycetes, Eurotiales, Aspergillaceae. The transcript is spliced from 3 exons. The record is from RefSeq and is a predicted model, not a curated record. Gene Ontology annotation, molecular function: tryptophan synthase activity.
AUGGAAGCCAUCAAGCGCACUUUCGCUAAGUGCAAGGAAGCUCGCCGUGCGGCUCUUGUCGCUUAUAUCACUGCUGGAUAUCCCAGCGUCGAGGAGGCUGUUGACAUUCUCCUGGGUCUGGAGAACGGUGGCGCCGAUAUCAUCGAACUCGGAAUUCCUUUCACUGACCCCAUCGCUGACGGACCUACCAUUCAGAAGGCCAACACAAAGGCUCUGCAAAAUGGCGUGUCGGUUACUACCGUCCUGGAGAUGGUCCGCACUGCCCGCAGCCGUGGCCUGAAGGCUCCGAUCAUGCUCAUGGGAUACGUGAACCCGGUUCUGCGAUACGGCGAGGAGCGUAUGCUUAACGACUGCAAGGAGGCUGGUGUCAACGGUUUCAUCAUGGUCGACCUGCCCCCAGAGGAGGCUGUCCGUUUCCGUGACCUGUGCGCCAAGACUGGCCUUUCAUACGUUCCUCUUAUCGCCCCGUCCACCUCUGAGGACCGCAUGAAGCUCCUUUGCAAGAUUGCGGACUCUUUCAUUUACGUUGUCUCUCGUAUGGGUGUCACUGGUGCCACCGGCAAGCUGAGCGCCAACAUCCCCGAGCUCCUCAAGCGGGUUCACGAGUACUCUGGAAACGUCCCCGCUGCUCUUGGCUUCGGUGUCAGCACUCGCCAGCAUUUCCUUGAUGUUCAGCAGGCCGCUGAGGGUGUUGUCAUUGGCAGUCAGAUCAUCACUGUCGUUGGCCAAGCCGCUGAGGGCAAGGCUGCUCAGGCUGCUGAGGACUACCUUUCUAGCAUCACUGGUCGCAAGCUUCAGCGUGAUGCUCAAGGAACUAUCAUUGGUGAAGUCAAUGUCAUUGAGGCUGUCCACAAGGCCCUGCCUGAUGCUGAGGUCCAGCCCACCAAGGUCAUUACUGAGGCUGAUACCCCUGCCGGCCCCGGUCUGGGUGACCAGCUCGUUGCUCUCAAUGUGACCAAGGAUCCCAAUGUCUUGCCUUCCCGCUUCGGCGAGUUCGGUGGUCAAUACGUUCCUGAGUCCCUCAUGGACUGCUUGGCCCAGCUUGAGCGAGGUUUCAAUGAAGCCAAGAAUGACCCUAAGUUCUGGGAAGAGUACCGCUCUCACUACCCCUACAUGAGCCGUCCCAGCAGCCUUCACCUUGCUGAGCGUCUUACUGAGCGCUGCGGCGGUGCCAACAUUUACCUGAAGCGCGAGGAUCUUAACCACACUGGUAGUCACAAGAUCAACAACGCCAUCGGCCAGAUCUUGAUUGCCAAGCGCCUGGGCAAGACCCGCAUUAUUGCUGAGACCGGUGCUGGUCAACACGGUGUCGCGACUGCUACUGUCUGCGCUAAGUUCGACAUGAAGUGCACUGUCUACAUGGGUGCCGAGGAUGUGCGCCGUCAGGCUCUCAACGUCUUCCGCAUGAAGCUUCUUGGUGCUGAGGUUGUCGCUGUCGAUGCUGGUAGCCGUACCCUCCGUGAUGCUGUGAACGAGGCUCUCCGCGCCUGGGUUGUUGAUCUUGACACUACCCACUACAUUAUUGGUUCUGCUAUCGGUCCCCAUCCCUUCCCCUUGAUCGUUCGCACUUUCCAAUCCAUUAUUGGUGACGAGACCAAGGAGCAGAUGAAGGAGCUCACCGGCCGCCUUCCCGAUGCUGUUGUUGCUUGCGUUGGUGGUGGCAGUAACGCCGUUGGAAUGUUCUACCCCUUCUCUAAGGAUCUGAGCGUGAAGAUGGUUGGUGUUGAGGCUGGUGGUGAUGGUAUUGAUACUGCCCGUCACUCUGCCACUCUCUCUGGCGGUACCAAGGGUGUCCUGCACGGUGUCCGCACCUACGUCCUGCAGAACGAGCAUGGACAGAUCUCCGACACUCACUCUAUCUCCGCCGGUCUUGACUACCCCGGUGUUGGUCCCGAGCUGAGUGCCUGGAAGGAUGCCGACCGUGCCACCUUCGUUACCGCGGAUGACGCCCAGGCCAUGAAUGCCUUCCGCACCCUGUCCGAGACCGAGGGUAUCAUCCCCGCUCUGGAGUCCUCCCACGCCGUCCACGGCGCCAUGGAGCUCGCCAAGACCAUGAAGCCUGGCGAGAAUAUCGUCAUCAACCUGAGUGGUCGUGGUGACAAGGAUGUCCAGAGCGUUGCCGAUGAGCUGCCUCGUCUGGGCCCCAAGAUCGGCUGGGAUCUGCGUUUCUAA